Molecule: messenger RNA, 890 nt
Organism: Seminavis robusta
Lineage: Eukaryota; Bacillariophyta; Bacillariophyceae; Naviculales; Naviculaceae
Source: the annotation of a GenBank genome assembly
ACUUUUGUUCCGCACAAAAUGACUGCUUCUGUAUUUUCAGUGAUCUCAUAAAGUAAGGUUAGAGCUAAAUGUGUGUUCAGUGGACAGAGGAAUUGGUCCCCAAGAAGCGACCAUGGCCACAGCUUUUUCUUGGAUCUUUGACUGCCGUCGUCCAAAACAAACACCAUACAGUUCGAUCGCCAACCACUGCAAUCCAUCUGCAUCUAUUGGUUCUGAGGUCGUGAAAGAUCCCAUCUGAAGUACCACCAACAUCACCAUGACACACAUUAUUUCCAAGAUAUCCCGCUGCGUCUCUCGCUUGUCGGUGGUGUCAAGACAGCAGCAUCUGCCCAUCAUUACUACUGCCACUACAAGCACUACCUAUUGUUGUCGAAGUUAUUCUCGACCCACGACACCAUCCCAAAUGCCGCUAGAACCUGGGACUCCGAUUCAAGGAAUGGACUUUUUCAAAGGUGGUGACAGUCAAGAACCCAUUGUGGCACUCGACCGAAACGAGUAUCCCGGAUGGGUCAAUACGUUGGCAUCGCCACUGCCCAGUUUGGCAAAACUCCGUAAAAUGCCAGAAGAAGAGGCAGAUGAUAAAUUGAAAAUGAGAUAUCUCAAACUCAAACGACGCAUGGUCAUCAAGGAAAGUAAUAUAGGGAGGGCAAAAUAGAAAUAGUGGAGAGAGAGGCUGGAAGUGGAGGACGUAUUGUGCUCCGUCGAGUACCACACUGCAUACUAGUACAUGUUGACCCAUUGACAGCUAUCUAUCUAGAUAUUCUAAAAGGCCCAAGGAAAGAUCCAGCAAUAUGCCUGUUCAUGGAAACAAACAAAGCACUAGUUUAAUGUACCGUAAUGUCUAGCUAGCUAGAGGCUGGCUUGCUGGCUAAGAGAAUGGUUGUCACCCC